AAACUCGCGGUGAUCCUGCCUCAGCCUCCUUAGCGCUGGGGUUGAUUACAAGUGUGCACCACCAGGCCCAGCUGCAGACUUCCAUUACUCAUGAUGCCUUGAGGUGCGGUACCUGCUCAGAUCUGGCAGGUCUUUGCUGUUGGGGCUUGUGUGAGUUGUAGUUCCUGUUUAUCUGGUACCCGGAAUUAUGCAGAAAAGGUGAACGGUGCUUUCUGGGACCCAAAAGUCUCAGUCUUCAGUAUCUUCCUCUGGGACUAUCAGUACCGAUCCCAGAUCUCUUUUUACUAGUCUCAGCAGUCAGCCAAGGAGGGCGAGAAGGUGGAGGAGCUAGUGAAUGUGCAGUGUCAUUACCGAACUACAUUUCCUAUAAAGCUAGCGGGGCUGGCGGCACUAAUUUGGUCUAGAGAGUGAGGCCCCAGGGCCUUCUGGGAGUCAUAGUCCUAAACUAGAAACAGCCACUUCUCUCGUCUUUGUGGCUGGGCGCCAGGGUUUCCAAACAGCCAGAGUGCAUACAGCUGGAAGCCUGGUCCCGGGACCGAGGGAAGGGAGGACGCUGGAGGCUAUAAACCGGACCUUUGCUCUGGAAGCACAGCAGGCGGACGGCUUCCCUUCCGCCGGCGCUGGGAAAGAUCGUGGAUUGGGGGGCCGCCUCUGUGACGUCACGGAGCCCCGGGCGAGACCUCCUUGAGUUUCGGUCCAAUCAGACUGAGAGUUGGGCUUCUGGGCGGAGCCAAGAGAAGCCUGAGGCCUGUCUCCCGGGUUGGGGGCCCCCACGUGGGAAACUCCAAAGGGGAAGCGGCAGGGGUUUCUGGUAGAGAGGGCAGAGCCCACGACUCCGAUCCAAGCCGACAAAUUAUUCUAUGCUGCCAACUUCUUAGUACCCCCCACCCCAUCCUUAAUCUUAGCGGCGGGAAAAUAGGAGCCCUCAGGAGCUGGACUGGGCUUCUGAUCUAACCCUAGGGUUUGAGGGCAUAAGUCAGAGAUCAAGGUCGGAGAGGGUGCCUCGCUGGUUAGGGUGCAGGGGCUCUGUUUGCUAAGAAUGGUGUGCCUUGCAAAUUUGGGGUCUUGCUCUUGGGGGAGGGUGGCUGGGAGAAUUGCUUAAGUUUUAGGGUCCCCAACUUUAAGAAUUUGGGGUAUAUUUUUGGUUUGAGGGAACUUUGAGUUUGAUAAUACCCAGGAUGGCCCUGCACUGCAUAGUUUAUUUGGUGUGGGCCCUGAUAUUUCAGUUGGAGGUACAACAGGUUUUGGGGGCCUUGGGAUAUCUGAGUGUUGAUGCACUUGAGGUUUGGGACUUGGGAUCACAUGGAUUUGGGGGAGUUGGGAAGGCCGUGGGUUGGAAUUUGGGGAGCCUGGGUGGGGAGUGGGAGUCCUGCUUUAAUUCUUUUCUGGUCUCUUAGUUGGGAUGCAAUGACCCUGAAUUUGGGACCCAUGGAUUGGGAUUAUAUUUCAUGCUGUGGAGACAUUUGAUGAAGGAGAUACCUUCUUUUUUGUCUUUUUGAGACAGGGUCUCGCUAUGCAGUUCAGGCUGGCCUUGAGCUCACUUUGUAGCCCAGGCUGGUCUCGAACUCGCAACUGUCCUCCACCUUCUGCCUUGAAGGAGAUAUCUUAAUUUGGAGAUUUCCUAAAGCUCCUGUUUCCUGGGAACUUUGCAAGAUUGGGGGCUCAGUGAGGUCCCCUAAAAUGGGCUUUGGCUUCUCCCCCUUUAGCGUCGACCUGCUCUCAGUUUGGGGUGAGCGGACCCUCCCUGGUGGUGUUUGAGGACCACACUCUGGCUGUGAUGGGCCUGCGUUUUGCCCUCCUGUUGGUGGGCCUGGCCUGCUGCCUGCCGUCUGCAGGGUGUUGCAUCAUAUGCGACCCGUCCGUGGUGGCAGCGCUAAAGUCCUUGGAGACAGAUUACCUGCCUGACCACCUGAGUGCUGAGCAUCACGCAGACGUGAUGCAGAGGGUGGAGCAUGCCGUGAACAAUUUUAAGAACCUGCAGUUCAGCGAGGAGGCCUACGUGGGGGCUGUUGAUGAGGAUACGCUGCAACAGGCAUCCUGGAGUUUUCUGAAGGAUCUGAAACGCAUUACAGAUAGUGAUGUAAAAGGGGAGCUCUUCGUGAAGGAGCUGUUUUGGAUGCUGCACCUACAAAAAGAGAACUUUGCCACCCUUGCUGAGCGGUUCCAAGAUGAGGUUUAUUGUCCUAACAAAUGUGGCACGAUGUUGCAGACUCUGAUCUGGUGCAAUAAGUGCGAGAAGGAGGUCCACACCUGCCUGAAGUCCUACGAUUGCGGGACUCGCCAUGUGGAGCUCCAUCAGAUGGAGGACAUGAUCCUGGACUGUUACCUCAACUGGCACCAGGCCUCUCAAGGACUCACCGACUACAGCUUCUACAGGGGGAAGGAGCCCCUCCUGACCAAGCCCAUGGUGGAGCCAGAGGAUGCAGGCGACUACCGCUGUGAGUUGGGGACCGUGAGUUCCGGCCCAGCCACGAUCAUCUAUUUCCACGUCACAGUGUUGCCUGAAAGGCUGGAGGAGGAGCAACAGUUACCAGGCGUAACCCCUGAGUCCUCCUCUGAGACCCUCCAGCCUCCGAAGCCCGAGAAUAUCCUGCGAAGACGCCUCUUAGUGCUGCUGAUCUGCGGCUCUAUCGGUUUUAUACUUCUGAUAGCCGUCGUGGCUACAGUGCUAUUUCGCGGGGCGAAGACGACGGCUAAACCAAAGUCUUCACCGGUCAACGUUGACAACGAAGCUGCUGCGCAACCAAAGGAAAAGGCCUCGGAUCUGGAGAACCAAUAAAGAUUUGUCUUUUUGUCUAA
Messenger RNA from Chinchilla lanigera (long-tailed chinchilla), 2799 nucleotides. RefSeq names its product izumo sperm-egg fusion 1 (gene Izumo1). Gene Ontology annotation, molecular function: signaling receptor binding; protein binding involved in heterotypic cell-cell adhesion. NCBI's taxonomy places the organism in Eukaryota, Metazoa, Chordata, Mammalia, Rodentia, Chinchillidae. The transcript has 9 exons. Bases 1778 to 2779 code for a protein of 333 amino acids. Gene Ontology annotation, cellular component: acrosomal membrane; plasma membrane. The record is from RefSeq and is a predicted model, not a curated record. Gene Ontology annotation, biological process: sperm-egg recognition; heterotypic cell-cell adhesion; fusion of sperm to egg plasma membrane involved in single fertilization.